CGCCACGUUACGUCCACAACUCCAAUAUCAUCAAUUUUUUAAAUACACAUUGGUCACAAAACGCAGGAAUGGCUGGUGGUGAUAAGGUUCCAGGACAAUAUCUGGGCUGGUGGGGAAGCCUAGGUUCCCCACCCCAGAAAGGCGUCACUGUAUAUGCCAUGUCGGCGAACCGCCAAAACCCCCUCGCCGGGGCCAUGAACGCCGCCGUUUUCAACACGUUCCGCCGAUCGCGCAAGCAGAUUCUGUACUGGUUGCCUCCGAUGCUGUUGGGCUAUGCAACCAUGCAGUGGGCGAUUGCAAGGAAUGAGUACCUGAACUCUAAGCCCGGUCGUGCUGAGUACGCUGAUGAAGUGUAAGUGGGAUUCGGUUGCGAAAGGAUGGGUUUAAUGUUGUGGCCGCGUACUUGUUUUAGUACACGGGAUAUGGCAUGGAAUGGGUGGGUGGAUGGCCUGUCAAGUAUGGGUUAUUUCAAUUAGAUUUCAUUGAUCUCGCACUCAGACCCGCCUCUUGGAAUCUUUCUCAACAUUACCGAAACCUCUAGUUCAAGCUGGAGAUCGUAAGAGGAGAUCCUAAU
Lindgomyces ingoldianus is the source of this 574-nucleotide messenger RNA. RefSeq lists its product as uncharacterized. The record is from RefSeq and is a predicted model, not a curated record. Gene Ontology annotation, biological process: mitochondrial electron transport, ubiquinol to cytochrome c. The coding region runs from base 69 to 356 and encodes 95 amino acids. The transcript has 4 exons. Lineage: Eukaryota; Fungi; Ascomycota; Dothideomycetes; Pleosporales; Lindgomycetaceae.